Molecule: messenger RNA, 3607 nt
Organism: Plodia interpunctella (Indianmeal moth)
Lineage: Eukaryota; Metazoa; Arthropoda; Insecta; Lepidoptera; Pyralidae
Product: E3 ubiquitin-protein ligase Arkadia-like
Exons: 13
Coding region: 283-3216 (977 amino acids)
Source: RefSeq, a predicted model, not a curated record
UUCAUUCAUAUUCACUCACAACUGAUCAAUGUAAUUAAUUUUUGAGUCGUAAUAUUUCGUUUUCUUACUGAUUUGCUCUAUAUAAUUUUUCAAAAACAAAUUUUGAUUGUAUUAUUAUUUAAAUUAAAUCAGUGGAUAUUCAUGGAAUUUUGAUUAUGUUCCAACAAUUGUGAAAAACCUAUAGUACUUACUCCAUGUUGGUUGUGGAAAGUGAGCAACUCUUUUGUGUGUGUCAACUCAACUAUUUGAGACAACAAUGACGAUAAAUGUUUGAGCUAUAAAAUGACGGAAAAGGGAUUCGAGGGUGAUCAGUCUUCAUCCUCGUGGGACAUCCCUGGUCCGUCAUCAUUGGCCGCUAUCUUAGACACAGUAUUUACGUCUACUGCAUCUGACCAUCAGAGAAAUGAAGAAAUGGAAUGUGAUGCACUAUUUGCAGAGAGUGAUGAUGAUGUAGAAGUAAUGCCAAUGUCUUCUGAAGCUGCACCAAUGGUGAGGGACAUUACUCCAAAGCCAGUUUCUUCAAAUUAUGUGAAUUCAACUACUCCUACUCAGCCUUAUGAAGUAAAUGUAGCUGCUCUUUCUCAUCCUAUACCAUCCCACACUCCAGUGCCAGAAGAAUACCAACCACUACCUGAUAGUUCUAGUUCACUAGGGUAUGUACUUGGUGACAACUCUGAAGGACUUUCUGCAAAUGGCCAGAGGAGAUAUUCAGAUAUGAAUAUUAGAUACCAACCAAAACCUGUUCCAGUGGGCUCUAGAGGUUACUACUACCCUAACUAUACGCAGUAUGCAGCAGGGGUGAGACCAGCUCAAGAUUAUUCAUUUGUUCCAUAUCACUCAAAUAAUGUUAUAGUUCUAAGUGAUGAUUCUAACUAUGUACCUCAUGCUCUACCCUACACAGUUCCAUCUAAUCAGCCUCAAAUAGGGGAUAGUAAUCAAAUGUCUGGUGGCUACCCAAAUAUGUACCCUAAUAAUUAUAAUCAACUGCAUCCUGGGGAUAACAAUAUUACAGCCGGUAAUCAAGUCCCAAAUCAUUUAGAAAGGCCUAGUAGAAAACUAAAUAUAUCUCCCAGGAGGAGACAAUCAAGAGAGAAUGAAGGUAGUGCUUUUUUUAUAGAAGUGAGUUCAGAGGAAGAAGAUGAUGCUACACCUAGAAAAAAGCAGUGUGAUAACAGUAUUGGUCAUCAAACAGCUGGAAGCAGUGGCAGCAGUAGCAGAGGAAAUAGUAGCCAGACAAAUGAUGCAGGAAUAAGUAUUGAUGUCAAGAGAGAACCAGGUGAACAAGCCGAUAUAGCUAAUCCAGCUGAGAGUACGGCCAUCAUCACAGUAUCAGAGAACCUCCUACCUCAGCUUGAACAAAGAUAUCGCAAUCAGCGCCUCACUCAAAAUUGUCCUCAUGCACAGCCCUCCACUUACAGAUGUGUACAAAACUCACCAGUGAUACACAUAAAACAAGAGAACUUUGGUUGUGUUCAUAACAGUAGUUCUGGUUGCAGAAUUAAUCAUAUACCCAAUACAUAUUCACAUGUUCAUAUAAGCCAGAAUGAGUUACAUAGGCGCAAUUCUAGUCAUUGUCACCAUGCCAAUGGGUCUCACCACCAUCACCAUCAUCAUCACAGAAUGCAUACAUCAUGCACUCAUAACACAGAAGGACCAGUUCUACCGAAUCCUUCUACAUCCCAGGUAAAAGAGGAGCCAAGGACACAAAAUAUUAAACAAGAGACUGAUUCUUCUCAAGCACAAAAACAAAGGUUGGAAAAUAAUCCUGCUCCGACUGCACCAUGUCCAAUCAAAGUUGAGAGGAAUAGUGAAGCUUGUGUCAAAGUGGAACCCGGUGCUCCUAGUCCUCUGAGGCCGAUGGAAGUGCAACAAAAUGUGACUGUAAAAUGUGAAAGGCAAAAUGAGGACAGUAGACGUUGCUGUGACAUUAAUGCUGCAGGAGACAGAGCAGCCAAUGCUUCGCCACAGCCGGGCACCAGUUCUGGCAGGCCAUGUCAGGCUCAGCCGCAAAUUGUAGAAAAUAGACCUACAAAUACACAGGAAGAUCAAUGUUAUGAACAAAAUGCAGUGUUGUCAGCACCAGACUUGCAGCUAGAUUGGGUCUCAGAUUCAAGUUCAGAUGAUGAUGUGCAGCUCUUGGAAGAAGACCCUAAUCCACGUGCAGUGAUAGACUUGACAAGUUCGCCGGGCCGGGCGCCGUCGCCGGCCGCGGCGCCGGCGGAUCCGCCGCGGCCGACGUUCGAUCAGCCGCGCGUGUUUCCGCCGCACCCCCUCUCUCACAAUGCACACCCGCCGCAUGCGCAUCUACUGCGCACGAGGGUCCGCGUGGGCGGCUGCAUGGUGUCGUGCCGCGGCUGCUGCUGCGCGGGCUACGGCGCGCUGCAGCCUCCGCUGGCUCACCACCCGCCGCAUCACCCGCCGCACCACCCGCCGCACCACCCGCCGCACCACCCGCCUCACCACCCGCCUCACCACGCCCCGCCGCACCACGCCCCGCCGCACGCCCCGCCCUCUGCCACGCACUUCGUGCAUCACACGCCGCUACACGCGCACAUGGGCGAGCGGCGGCGCGACGUGUCGCUAGCGCCGCCGUACCUCGUGCACGAGCGGCUCUGGCAUCGGCAACAACACAUGCUGGAGGUGCAGCGGCGCAGUAUGAUGGGCGACAUCGGCGGCGGGCUGGCGCUGUCGCCGUACAUAUCGCCGCCCGCUGCGCCGCUCCUCGCUUUUCCAGAUGAACUGGAACCCCACGAUCUGAGUUCGAAUCGCGUGUCCCAAGGGCUCCCGUCCGGUGUUUCCCCGCCUAUGAUGCUUGAGGGUCCGCACAUCCACCACCACAUGCACCACUACCUGCAGAUGCACCCUCCGCAUCUACACAUUUCCAUACAGCCCUCAGUCAUGCAGUCGUCGGCGCUGGCGGCGCAGAUGGUGGCGGUGGUGUCGGCGGCCGAGCGACGCGCCGAGCGCGGCGCCAGCUCCGCCGUCAUCGAGCGGAACACCUACAGACACGCGUACGCGGCGCCGGCGCCGCACCAUCAGGAUGAGAAGUGCACCAUCUGUCUGUCUAUAUUCGAGGUCGACUCUGACUGCAGACGGCUGCCGUGCAUGCACCUAUUCCACAUGGAGUGCGUGGACCAGUGGCUCAGCACCAACAAGCACUGCCCCAUCUGCCGCGUCGACAUCGAGACGCAUCUCAACAAGGACGCCACCUUCUGAGUGCGGACAGCUUGUCCUGGAGCUGCGGGGAACUGAUGAUGGCCGCCUGCUGCAGCGCCAGACUCUCCUGCUGCAGCUCGUGUGUCAGCUGCUUCUGCAUGUUGCACGUCCUGACACAAACAUACUGCCAAUCAUGUACAUAUUACCAUAAUAACAUAUUGUAUUUACUUUUUAAAUUUUGUUACACUUAUUACAAUGUUAGCGGUCAAAAGAAGUGACUAUUGUUGAUUUAAAAAUAAGGCUAAAUAAUAUCGAAUGUCAAUGAACUACGCAUAGUUUAUAAAAUAUAAUUUUGUUGUUCUUGACAAACUGAUAAUUUAAGGAAAAAAAUUGGAAGAUUUUUUUAAUUACACUAUGAAAUAAUGCUUUAUUAAAUGUUUUUUCAUUUGUA